Aspergillus versicolor CBS 583.65 is the source of this 2919-nucleotide messenger RNA. RefSeq names its product F-box domain protein. Gene Ontology annotation, molecular function: orotidine-5'-phosphate decarboxylase activity; protein binding. NCBI's taxonomy places the organism in Eukaryota, Fungi, Ascomycota, Eurotiomycetes, Eurotiales, Aspergillaceae. Gene Ontology annotation, biological process: 'de novo' pyrimidine nucleobase biosynthetic process. Bases 1 to 2919 code for a protein of 972 amino acids. The transcript is spliced from 2 exons. The record is from RefSeq and is a predicted model, not a curated record.
AUGGAGGAGGAUGUUCGGCCCCCUCCACAUGAGCGGCGUGAUGUCGACGGCGAGUCGCUUGUUGAGCCCGAUGUCGCUCAACUGCCCCAAAACCAACCCCCAGAGCGACAAGGAUCACGAACGAAGGCUGCAGCGACUCCAGACAGUCGGGAUGCGCCGAAAUCUCCCUUCAGUCGUUUACCAAGGACUGUGAUUGAGCAAAUCCUGCGUGUAGCUGAUGCGGGUACAUUCGCGUCGUUGACUCUGCUGAACCGAAAAUGGCGGAGGAUAUCUGACUCGCCUGUCUUGUAUGCCUAUCACUUGUCUCGGUGUCCUUCUUUUGAAUUGGCACAAAAAGCAACAGAGGAAGGCCCGCUGCAAACUAGCAGUCUCGCGCCUCUCAAGCUGCAAUUUUUCUCUGAGAUUAGACGCAAUGGGUUCGAUGUGUUCUUUCGCCCCCAACAGACCAUGGUAAAACUUAUUUCAUCGUCUAUGAGCUCCUCGACAGCGUUUCCACACGGUGAAGCCUUCCGUUUUGUUUUCUCGCAGAAUGCCCAGCUCAUUCUCUGCAUCAGUUCUUCUCGAAUUGUUGUUCUGAAUGUGUCUUCAGAGCCUCCCGUGGUGAAGCAUGAGCUCAAAACUCUGCGGCGUCCGCUGCACGCCACCAUUUUGGACGAUGGAUCGCUUCUUGCUGUUGUGUCUUCGAGCCACCAAGUCAAUAUCUACAGCCUGUCUAGUGCGGAGGCCAAGCUUAUCCAGGACCUGAAACUAAAUGAUGUCCCGCGUACUCUGGCUCUAUCCCCAACUGGUGCCGUUCUCGCCAUAGCAUAUAACGAUAUGAUUGAGGUGUAUGCAGUCGGCGAGGGGGUUUUGCCAACUGCACGAAGGGCUGUUCGCUGUGCAGGAGUCGACUCGCUCUCGUUUUCCUCGGAUGGCGUCAUCCUUUUGGGCUCAUCGGACAAUCCUGAGACGGGCAGUCUAGUUACUAUAACGGUGCCUCUCUAUGGCGAACAAGAAGCCGACUUUUCUAUCAAAGAUGUUCAGAUUCAGAUGUGGACGACUCAAAUACUCUUCCCAGACAUUGUCCACAACUACAGUUACGCCUGCCUCCUACCAUUACACACGGAGGGUGAAGGGAGUUGGAUUCUAGGCUUUGACAAUCGACUUGGAGCCUUUAGAGCUACUGGGACGAACAAUACUAGUUCAGGUACAGCAUACUUUGCGAGCCCGGUGGCCGAGUAUACGCUUGAAGAACGGCCCCCGAUGAUGCUCGCUUCCGCAGAUUGCGAGGGUGAACUCGUCGCCCUAGGUUUUCAGGACUCCGGUGUUUGGGUGUAUGGUCUGCCUGAUCGUCUUGACAUUGCCCCCGUGUCGCAAAAUGCUGGUGAAUCACAAAAUCGGCCCCUCACUACUCAAAGUCGGUCAACCGAGAUUACAGAUCCCGGAACCAACAUCAAUCGGCUACAGCAAACCAUAACCCGAUCAAAGGUACUCAUCAAAGGCCACAGGGUAACAGACAUUCCAGGUAUAACUUCUGCCCGCUGGGUACGACGUAAUCAUAUCAUAGGUGAAUCCCGAAGAUUGGCUGCCGUGGCCCCCGGUGGAGUUGACCAUGCGAGUUUUGGUGAAGAGGAUGUACCUCUUGAUGGUGGACGAAUCUUACUCUUGGAUUUUGCGCGCUCAGCGAUGAAUGGAGGUGUGAAGGAACUCACUAUCGAGAUCGGAGAGGCAGAGGCUGUACUACUUCGCGAACCGAAUUCCAGUUUAGACACCGAGGUCGAACUGGAGAGGACGAGGACUCGUUUACGCCGUGGGAACCCUACCGGUACACCAGGCAGGGGAGCUCGCGAGUCGUAUCCAGCGGCCAGCUCGAGUACCCGUGGGCGCCCUCGCAGGAACAGCUCUUAUCUCUCCGCCUCAUCAGGUGAAGUUGGAGAUGGUGAGAUCCCUGUGAUCCCGGAUAGCCCUUAUGAUAACACACAGCCACGAUCACAAGACACAUUACGGCGCGCCGCCACCGCUGCUGCAGUUAAUCGCAGGCGUGUGGCUCGGGAACCACGCCGCGUGUUCCCAGACACGCCUGUCCCGCCGAUUUUCCAGGUACCCCACGAGAGUGAUGCAGAUAACUGGGUUCCUCCGCCGCCCCCGUAUUCACGAGAGGCAGAUGCGCCCCUCCCCGAUUACCUUAGACAGACUUUACUUCCUCCAGCACGUCGACCUGGUCAAAAUACAGCAGACUCCAUUCGAAGAUCUUUAUCCACUCGUUUCUCGUCGGACACUUCAUCUCGGCCCUCUCUUUCCAGACUCAACACCGUAACUGGACCAAGUUUGUCAUCCCGGAUCAGACGAAAUAUAGGGGAUCCCCCACCAUCGGAUAGUCCCCCGCGAAGGCGCACCAGCACUAUUCGAAGAAGAGGAAACUCCCAAACUGGACAGCUCAGCAGCGUGAAUGAGUCAACUGUGGCAAAUCCCAUCCCAACGGUACCGGUGUCUCCUACUGGUCCGACAAUAUUAAACCCAUCUCAGAAUCCGACCCUUCCAGCUCAACUACAACCCAUGACUAUCCAACUUCCAAACAGUGGUCAAUUCACUAACGGAGCACACGCUAUGCCGGCCGUUCCUCCGACCCCCCCGGCCAUGAAUAACUAUCUCUACUCUCUAUCCUCACCGAAUCUUAUUCCGCCUGAAUUCAUGCCAAACACCCCAGAAACCCCGGUCCAGCAUUCUAACGCGCGCCACGACCGCACUCAGUCAUACGACUAUAGACCGUCUUUUUCAGCAAUAGCCCUUCGCAAUCGUAGGGCGUCCACUGACCCCACCCACUCAAGCGCGCAGUCUGUUGCACCGGAACAGCAAUGGCGAAGACGCAUUGAAGAGUGGAAUGAGCGGACGAUAUAUGAAAGAAGCAAGAAACAUCGAAGCAAGUGCAGUGUGAUGUGA